AGUCAGUUUCAGGAAGGAAGCUUGAAGCGGAGGGCUACGGAGCCGGGGCUCCUGACUUCCAAGCGCGGCCGAUGAAGGCUACAUUUUAGAACUGGAAGCUCAGGCAAAAAGAAUUCGCUUGCACCACCAGCAAGGAGCUCAGCUAUGUGGACUCCCAGCCGGAGGCAGCUCUGCCUGGCAUUUCUGUUGGUCUGUGUGCUCUCUGCCGGCUCCUUCUUUUUCCACCUGAAUGGAGGAAACUUCUUUCGAAAUGGUCUAACUCUCUCUGUCCUGUGUUCAGACUAUCACCUGCUGAAGUCCCCAGUGGCCAUGGUAUGCCUACCUCAUCCAUUGCAGACAUCUAAUGGCUCCCCUUCCUGUCCUGAGCAGUCCUCCUCACUCUCUGGGACUUGGACAAUCACCCCAGGAGGCAGGUUUGGUAACCAGAUGGGGCAGUAUGCUACAUUGCUGGCCCUAGCCCAGCUCAAUGGUCGCCAAGCCUUCAUCCAACCUGAGAUGCAUGCCGCCCUGGCCCCCGUGUUCCGAAUCUCCCUGCCAGUGCUGGACCCUGAGGUGGACAGCCUCACACCUUGGCAGCACUUAGUCCUACAUGACUGGAUGUCAGAGGAGUACUCCCAUCUGGAGGACCCAUUUCUCAAGCUGUCUGGUUUCCCCUGCUCUUGGACCUUUUUCCAUCAUCUUCGGGAACAGAUUCGUAGGGAAUUCACUCUGCAUAACCAUCUACGGGAAGGUGCCCAGUACCUGUUGAGCGGGCUCCGUAUAGGCCCGGCGGGCAUCCGCCCUCAUACCUUUGUGGGUGUCCAUGUGCGUCGUGGAGACUAUCUGGAGGUGAUGCCCAAUCGCUGGAAGGGUGUGGUGGGUGACCGAGCUUACCUCCAGCAAGCCAUGGACUGGUUCCGGGCCCGACACAAAGACCCCAUCUUUGUGGUCACCAGCAAUGGCAUGAAAUGGUGUUUGGAGAACAUUGACACAUCCCAUGGUGAUGUGGUCUUCGCUGGCAAUGGACAGGAGGGUACACCGGGGAAGGACUUUGCACUUCUCACACAGUGUAACCACACCAUCAUGACUAUUGGCACCUUUGGCUUCUGGGCUGCCUACUUAGCUGGUGGAGACACGGUCUACCUUGCAAACUUCACCCUGCCAGAUUCGGAGUUUCUGAAGAUCUUCAGGCCUGAGGCUGCCUUCCUGCCUGAGUGGGUGGGCAUCAAUGCAGACUUGUCCCCGCUGCAGGCUCAAUUUGACCCCUGGAAGCCAGACAGUCUUUUUAGAUUGGUCUGACUCAUCAGAAGUCAGCCAUCCAUGUCUCUAUGCUUUGGUGUAUGUCUGUGGUAGCCCUGGAGCUGUGGGUACUCAUUUCCAGACUUGCACAUCAACUUGCUGGAAAUGCUGGAAUGCUUUGCAGACACUUCAACAGGAUAUCAUUUUCUGAUUGCAGGGGAAGCCCAAGUCAGCACUGUAAGCCACAGUCUCUUCCGACUCUUCUGGCUCGUCUUCUUAGAACCUCUGGGCAGCUGUUUCUGGGUUAGGGAGGCUGAAGAAAAUCCAGACUUACCAACUGGUCUCCUGGAUUUCUGGGGUUAUUCUAGGCUGUUUCUGAGAACCUGGUCCAGUCCCUUUGCAACACUCUGCAGGGCCCUCUCAACACUCCAGACAGUGAAGAAUUUAAUGAAGGUAGAUGCAAAAGCUCAGUACUUCCUCACUGCUGGAGGCACGGAGUGAUGCUAGAGGCACAGAGUGAUGCUGCUGGAGGCACGGAGUGAUGCUGGAGGCACGGAGUGAUGCUGGAAGCACGGAGUGAUGCUGCUGGAGGCACGGAGUGAUGCUGGAAGCACGGAGUGAUGCUGGAGGCACGGAGUGAUUCGAGCCUUUCUGGAGCCAGUCUCUUGUUAGAGAGAUGAGAACAAUUGGAGGACAUAUGAAUUCUGUCCAACUCCUUGGCCCCAGAGAAACCUGAAAGACUUUUAUUUAGGAUGGGAAGAGCAAAUGGCUAUAAGUGGGCUGGAGGAGAGAGCCGCUGUUGAGACACAUCUGUCUCGAGGCACGGGGUCUCCUAAAAGAUCUAGGAACUUUACAAGAGAGAGAGAGAGAGAGAGAGAGAGAGAGAGAGAGAGAGCUCAAAAGUUAAAGAACAACACAGAUUAAUCUUGGAUUUAGGAUCAAGGAGGUUUCUUCUUCUGAAGAUGCUAUUAGGGGAUCUGGGAUCUGUUUUCUAGAGGUAACCAGGCCUACAGAAAAGAAGGGCAUACCCCUGGGCCCACAAAGUCCCCAAAUCUGGCUCUGAGAAGAUCCAGGGUAAAGGGUCUGAAGGUGUUCCAGAACCUAGAACCCAGAACCCCGAACCCAGCCUAUGCCCCUACAGAAGCCCGGGCUUGAAACAAGGAUGGGACGUUUGGCUGAGAUUGGGUAUGUGUGAUGCCUUUUCAAGAAUGGAGGAAGGUUCCUCAGAUAGCAUUUAAUCUAACUGUAUUUAUUCCCUUCCAAGAGCAACUUCUAUUCUUCUCAGGGAGUUUCCGGGCACUUUUUCCCAAGUUGGCCUGUACAGGCUGGAGAGGGAGCUGUGAAUUAAAGGGCCACAUCGCC
Messenger RNA from Mus musculus (house mouse), 2580 nucleotides. RefSeq names its product fucosyltransferase 1 (gene Fut1). Gene Ontology annotation, biological process: positive regulation of cell-matrix adhesion; positive regulation of endothelial cell migration; carbohydrate metabolic process. The record is from RefSeq and is marked reviewed. The transcript is spliced from 2 exons. Lineage: Eukaryota; Metazoa; Chordata; Mammalia; Rodentia; Muridae. Gene Ontology annotation, molecular function: galactoside 2-alpha-L-fucosyltransferase activity. Bases 145 to 1278 code for a protein of 377 amino acids. Gene Ontology annotation, cellular component: membrane; Golgi cisterna membrane.